This is a messenger RNA of Magallana angulata, 2320 nucleotides long. RefSeq names its product netrin receptor DCC-like. NCBI's taxonomy places the organism in Eukaryota, Metazoa, Mollusca, Bivalvia, Ostreida, Ostreidae. Gene Ontology annotation, molecular function: cell adhesion molecule binding. Gene Ontology annotation, biological process: cell-cell adhesion. Gene Ontology annotation, cellular component: cell-cell junction. The transcript is spliced from 16 exons. The record is from RefSeq and is a predicted model, not a curated record. Bases 32 to 2320 code for a protein of 762 amino acids.
UGAAAAAGUGGUUUCAUUUUUAGUGACAAAAAUGAAGAAUAAAAGCUUUCAGUGCCAAAUAUUUAUAUUUUUCACACUAGCUUUCGCUCAAGUUCAGUUGCAGAUACCACCAGCUUAUAUUGUCCAAAACACCACAGGAUGUCUCUUCAUAUCGUUAUCUGAAAGUAUUACUGACAAUUGUUCUUUAUGGAUUUUAUUCAACAAAGAACCAUUAUGUAUCCUUGCUGAUCUCCACAAAACUAUCCCACUUGUUGACAUAGAUCAAAACUACAAGGGGAGAAUUCAGUGUUCCGUAGCUGAACCUUACAACCAAGCAAGCAUUUGUUUCACGACGGGCAUCCAACCUUCUGAUGCCGGAGUUUAUGCUGUAAGACUGUUCAAACCUCCAGGCGAAUUCAUCACAAACAAUACAUUGCAUGUAAUUGGUCAACCAACGAAACCUAUCAUUAGUGCUCAAAGCAGUGUUAUUGCUGGUGAUGUGUCUACCAUUAACUGUUCAAGUGUUUCAUCAUCAACUCUAUCAACGGGGCACGAUUUGUUCUAUACAUGGUUUGUAAACAAGCAUCUGGUCAGUGGCCAUAGGUAUACAGUAUCUGAGCAAGGAGGGAACGAACUGACCAUAAACUCAGUUCUAAAACAAGAUAGGGGGAAGAAAAUCCACUGCUUAGCAACAGAGGAUGAAGGAAUUUCCUCAGAACCGAGCGACGAAAUUGUUUUGAAUGUAUUAUAUGCUCCGGAGAUAGUCAUCAUGCCUUCAAAGAAUGUAUCGGUUUAUCUCAACGACUCAAACCUCCAACUUGUAUGUUCUCUAAUUGAUGCCAAUCCAGCCAGUAAAUUAGUGUACUCUUGGACCAAAGACGGUCUCAAAAUUGGUUCAAGUCAGAACCUCACAUUAAAAACAAUAAAGAGGUCAGACCAAGGGGUGUACCAAUGUUUAGCUAGCAAUGCCGCAGGAACCUCACUUCCGGCAACUGUUUUUGUAGAUGUUUUAUACGCUCCUGAAAUACAAACGUUCACGUUGAUCGGUGGACAAAUAGUGAAUGAAUUAGAUUCCUUUGUUAUCGUCUGUUCCAUCAGAAGUCCACGACCGGGAAAUAUAACCAUACAUAAUCAAAAUACAAACGAAACUGUCAAAAUAGGAUAUAACGUUUAUUCAGUAAAUUUCAUCGAGAAUUCAGCCCAAUGCUACCAGACAGCUUCCUUUGUGUGCUUAGCAGGGAAUAACAUAGGAAGAACACAAUCACAUCCUUUGGAUUUAUACGUAAAAUGCAGACCGAGAUCGAUGGAUGAUCUAUACUUCCAAACAUUAUGGGGUAAACAUAUAACAUUCUCGGCUAUGUAUUUGGCAUACCCAAGGCCUUCUAUUGCAAUGACGUUUCGGAAAUUCAGCACUGCACCAGAUGUUUCUGUGUCCACUGCUCUCUGGGACAUAGCUAUAAAACCAAAAAACAUCUCGGCGUUUUCUAUAAACAUUAAGAGGGACUUUCUCACUUCGGAACAGUUUGGAUUUUACACUGUAAACGUCAGCAAUGACCAGGGAUUUUUCGCUGCAACACUUUUUAUCCGACCGAGAGAUAAGCCAGAGCCACCCCACAACAUCUCGGUGAUGUGUUCAGUCGCGAGAACUGCAAUUUUAAGUUGGAUACCUGGGUCUGAAAGAGGAGCCCAGCAAACGUUUUUGGUCAGUUAUAAUACACCUAAUAAAAGAGCGCAAGACAAUCAUACUGUAUUUGGAAACAGUUUGGUCAUAUCAAACUUGAAAAGUCGACGCUACAUAUUUACCAUUACUGCCAUAAAUAUGAUUGGCCAAUCUCAGUCAAUUCAAGACAGUUGCACCGUUAGAGAUUUGGAAAAAGAAAGCUGCCCACUCAAAACAGUAUUUGGGUUCUUAUUUGCGCUGUUUUUGCUUAUAUCUGUUGGACAGAUUACAUUCAUACUUUUAACCAAAUUUCGCCAACGAUACGUAAACAGAUCUCAUAUAUAUACGCAAAAUGCAGAAACUGCUUUGGUAAACAUUACACAUGCGUAUGACCUCGAAAAUGUCCAUGCUUCCAUGUCAUCCAGAACUGACAAUCAGAUGGAGGCUUCACGCCUCUCGUGCACCUAUGAGGACGUAGAUAUUUCAGGGCAGGCACAUUCAACGCAAAAUGCAGAAACUGCUUUGGUAAACAUUACACAUGCGUAUGACCUCGAAAAUGUCCAUGCUUCCAUGUCAUCCAGAACUGACAAUCAGAUGGAGGCUUCACGCCUCUCGUGCACCUAUGAGGACGUAGAUAUUUCAGGGCAGGCACAUUCAACGUUCUUAGGAAUGACGUCUUAG